Molecule: messenger RNA, 2101 nt
Organism: Drosophila mojavensis
Lineage: Eukaryota; Metazoa; Arthropoda; Insecta; Diptera; Drosophilidae
Gene: Adck5
Exons: 5
Coding region: 230-1909 (559 amino acids)
Source: RefSeq, a predicted model, not a curated record
UAUAUUGUUCAAAAUGUGAAACUAAAUAGAAUGUUUAAAAUCAUGCUCUAAUUUCGGUACAUCAAACAUAUAUUAUUUUAUUUUAAAAUUGUGAAAUUUAUAUUUUAUGUAAAUUAAUUUUGCUAAAUUUGAUAGUUACUGUCAUUAACAUUGUGCGGGUAUGCAACAACUGCAGAUAUGCGGUGAACAGCUGUUUGGCAAUGUUUAAAAUAAAAGAAUUCUGUUGGAAAUGCUACAAACACCUAAUUUACGAUAUGUUAGCAGGAAACUGUGGGUGCCGAGACAAUUCCAUAGCAAGCGUUCCACAGCCCAAAGCCAAGUUAGAUCCCAUUUCAAAUGGCGUAAUGUGUCCUACGUAAGAUUGGGAAGUCUGCUCGCUUGUGCCUGCGCUAUUGGUUACGAUGGGGUUGUCAACGACUUCACAUACUGUGGAUCAUUUGUGCGCUUCGGGAGGUCUCUGAAGACCGCCACACUGAUAGCCGUAGAUUAUUUGGGGCUGAACGAGAUUGAUCCAGAUUAUGAGCAGAAGAGAAAAGUGGUGCAUCAAACCAGUGCCAACCGUUUAUUGGAAACAUGUCUGCUUAAUGGUGGUCUCUAUAUAAAAGUGGGCCAGGGAUUUGCAGCCAUCAAUCAUAUAUUGCCCAUUGAAUACACGGAAACAUUGGCAAAGCUUCAGGAUAAAUGCCUGCCAACAUCAAAGGAGGAUAUACAGAAAGUGUUUCGGAAGGAUUUUGGCAAACUGCCCGAGAAGAUUUACAAGGAAUUCGACUACACACCUGUUGCGGCAGCCAGCUUGGCGCAGGUCUUCAAGGCGAGAUUGCAUAACGGACAGCAGGUGGCUGUGAAAGUCCAGUAUAGCGAUUUACAGAAGCGGUUCAUCAGCGACCUGGCUACGAUUAUCUUUCUGCAGGACUUAAUUGAGUUGAUUUUCAAAGACUACAAUUUCGGUUGGAUAUUGAACGAUCUGCGCAAGAAUCUUGUUCAAGAGCUGAACUUUGAGCAAGAGGGUAAGAACGCAGAGCGCUGCGCCAGGGAUCUUCGCAAUCUGAGCUACGUACAUGUGCCCAAAGUGUAUUGGGGAUUCACCAAGAAACGCGUGCUUACCUUGGAAUGGAUUGAUGGCGUUAAAGUUAGCGAUUUGGCGAGCAUUAAGAAGCUCGGCCUUAGUCUAAAAGACGUUGAUCAAAAGCUUUUCACAAUGUGUGCUCAACAAAUCUUUAAAUCGGGGUUUGUCCAUGCAGAUCCCCAUCCCGGCAACAUAUUUGUGCGUAAAAACAAGCGAAACGGCAAAGCGGACAUUGUAAUACUCGAUCACGGACUCUAUGAAGAGAUGCCACGUAGCGUGCGCGUCGCUCUGUCUCAAUUCUGGGUGGCCUCUGUGCAGCGAGAUGAGAUGGGCAUGAAGGCCGCCGCUCGUAGGAUGAAUGUUGUCGAUUAUAUGAAGUUUGCCUCAGUGCUUUUCCAACAGCCUGUGACAAUUGAGGGGCCGAGAAUACGCAGCAAACUCACGCAGGAGGACGUCGAUCAUAUACAGAAGGUGGCCAAGGAACAGUUUGAAAUAAUUAUGAGUACACUGAGGGAGAUGCCGCGCUGUUUGCUCUUUGUGACCCGAAAUUUGAAUACUGUUCGCGCCAUUAGUAAUAUGCACGGUGACGUGGUGGAUAGACCCUGCCUCAUGGCACGCUUUGCACAGCGCUCCAUCUAUGAUCACAGUAGCCGAUCGCCGCUGGAGUACUUCAAUUGGCUGACCCGCCGCGUCUACUUUGAAUAUUGCUUGUGGAUAUCUGCAUUUAAAAUUCGCUUGAUUGAUUGGUAUUUGAAUUUCUUAUAUCUGGUGGGGAGAGCACCAGAGGGCGCUAGGUCUUUAAUGAAGGAUGCUAUGGAUCAGGAAAAGCAAGUGCUGAGGUAGACAGUGACCGACUUCAUAUUAUUAUUAGAUAAGCAUUUUGGUUCGGGUAUCAAUUUUUUGCCAUUUGCUUUUUAACGACAUUCGGAUAUAUGAAAAUAUUUCUUUUUUUUUAUAUAACAAAAUCGUGUAUAAUAAUCGUGUAAUAAUACCAAAUUGUAACAUAAUAAAAGCCAUUUGAAGCUAUCAAUGUAA